AAAGUAAAUAGCGUGGUGUUAAGACAGGAGGGGACUUAAGGACGGUAUAAAGUAAGAGGUUGUCAGUCAAGAUAUACCAGUAGUUUGUUGUUUCUGUGUCAAUUCCAAGAUGAGGAGCUACGCGUGUAUAUUGGUACUUAGUGCAUUCACCUUCUCUGCACACGCACAAGAAAAUUUCAAAUGUCCUGACGAUUUUGGCUUCUACCCCCACCACACAUCCUGUGAUAAAUAUUGGAAAUGCGACAAUAACGUUGCAGAAUUGAAGACUUGUGGAAAUGGUUUGGCUUUCGAUGCCAGCGACUCAAAAUAUCUCACAGAAAACUGCGACUACAUCCACAACGUAGAUUGUGGGGAUAGGACACAAUUGGAACCACCAAUCUCAGCUGGUCACUGUGAACGUCUCUAUGGAAUAUUCGCCGACCCUGUCAAAUGUGACGUCUUCUGGAAUUGUUGGAAUGGAGAAGCUUCUCGUUAUCAAUGUUCUCCUGGACUAGCCUACGAUCGUGAGGCUAGAGUUUGUAUGUGGGCCGAUCAAGUACCAGAAUGUAAAAACGAAGAAGUUGCCGGAGGUUUCUCCUGCUCAGCUGCUGCUGAAGGAUCCAGCUCAGGAAUCUUCUCAAGACAUGCACACCCAGACGACUGUCGUAAAUACUACAUCUGUUUGGAAGGACAAGCCCGUGAGUACGGAUGCCCAAUUGGCACAGUAUUCAAAAUUGGAGAUUCCGAUGGUACUGGUAACUGUGAAGAUCCAGAAGAUGUACCUGGAUGUGAAGACUACUACGGCGACUUGGACCUUAAAACCAUUCGCAAGAGCGAGCUCUUGACUGGUUUAAAUAGCAGCGGUUCUCAAAGAGCAACAAACUCAGCUGGUUCAGCACCUAAAACAAAACAACCAAGACCAGCAGUCUCUAGGAAUGCACCAGAACCAGCCGAUAGAGAAUAGAUAAUCAAUUUUUAGGUUUAAUAGAAACAUCUUGAAUUACCAAGCUGCUAAGCAGACAGAGAAACCCCAACAUUCAAAAUGAUCACUACCAAAAAUAGUUUGCAUUUGUUAAAUUUUGUAUGUAUGAUCUCUCUCAUACUUCGUCCAAACAUUACAUUUCAGUGAAUUUGGUUUCCAAAAAAGUUCCUCAAGAGUUAUAAGUGCUAUCUCCGUUAAGUUGAACAAAAGACUUCUCACAUAUUUAUUGAUUUACCUUUGUAGGUUUUAGUUUUAAAUUUCGUUACCUAUAUAAUUUUAUACCGAUGAGAACGUUUUUGUGAAGACGACAUUGUCAUUUUUUUUUAAUAAACUGAAAUGUAUCA
This is a messenger RNA of Harmonia axyridis, 1305 nucleotides long. RefSeq names its product protein obstructor-E (gene Gasp). Gene Ontology annotation, molecular function: chitin binding. Lineage: Eukaryota; Metazoa; Arthropoda; Insecta; Coleoptera; Coccinellidae. The record is from RefSeq and is a predicted model, not a curated record. Bases 110 to 943 code for a protein of 277 amino acids. The transcript is spliced from 5 exons. Gene Ontology annotation, cellular component: extracellular region.